UAAAAGAUAUAAAUAAAGGAUAUUGAGGAGAUUAAUCGCAUUUGGGGAUUAGGCGCAUUUUCCGCUUGGCGCUUUGUGCUCGGGCUACCUCUUCUGAUGAAUUUUCCGAACACGAUUUAAAUUUUUUUUAAAUAAUUAAUUAAUAUUUAGGCACCAAAUACCGUAAAUAAAGAAUCAACAAAAAAAGUUCCAGAAGAAGAUCAUUGUCCUAUUUGUUUGAGUAAAUGGAGCGAUAAACCAAGACCUACAAUGACUGGACGCAAAUGCAAUCACAUCUUUCACAAAGAUUGUGUUUAUGGAUGGCUUGAAGACGAUGCAUCUCCAUUAACAUGUCCAGCUUGUAGACAGCCUUAUUUGGAUAUUAAAAUUCCAAUACAAGAGCCAGUAUUUUCUGAUGGAACAUUUUUUUAUGAGGUAUAA
This is a messenger RNA of Meloidogyne enterolobii, 420 nucleotides long. NCBI's taxonomy places the organism in Eukaryota, Metazoa, Nematoda, Chromadorea, Rhabditida, Meloidogynidae. The record is from the annotation of a GenBank genome assembly.